AUGGCUGUCGUGGCGAAAUCUAGUCAUCGCAUUCUUUGCUACAUUUCUCCUGCUUUACGCGAUUCACCUGUUCGUGUGGGACAGUUCAUGGGGAUGCGAUCGCCUACCGCUAGUCUCUGGCAUGAAUGCUCUGGAGCCCUCUCCCACACACUACCCACCUUCGCUUCCCCCUGCCUUGGCUUCUCAUUCUCCGUCCUCUCAGCGGCCAACUGCUGGUGGGCCGAGCCCAAGAGCGUGCAGUCGCACUACAUAUACGGCUACGAGCUCCCCAGACUCUUCAACACACUGUUGUUCCUCAGACCCCCCAUUCCCCCCAACCCCCCCUUGCCUCCCUUCCAUCAUUCCUCAUUUUCCCCUCCUCUCGCAGCGGCCAACUGCUGGUGGGCCGAGCCCAAGAGCGUGCAGUCACACUUCAUCUACGUCUACGAGCUCCCCAGACGGUUCAACGUUGACCUCUCUGACCGCCUCACCUCACACCACCUCUCCGAUUUCCAUCUAGACAACCUCCUAUUCAGGGCACUGCAGCGCUCCAACAUACACCGCACAGUGGACCCCGAGGCCGCUUCCCUCUUCUUCCUCCCCGUGCUGCCUAUGCUGCACCUCGCCCUGCGCCUGCCCUCUCUUGAAGCACCCUCCCUUGCGCUCGCUGAUGAAACAGCAGAGGGAGAGACGGCAGCACGGGGAAACGGGCUUGAGCUGUCGUUAGAGCACUGGGAGGCGCUGGCAGAUACAGGGCGUUAUGUGGGGGAGGCGUUAUUGUAUGUGCAGUCUCUCCUUUCGCCCCCCAACCCUCCUGUCAAUAUCUUUCCCUUCGUGAGCCCCUCUCUCCUCGGCUCUCUCUUCAACCUCCAGCCCUCCUCCAACCCCGACCUGCUCCUCCGCUCCCUCCUCAACCUCACCCCCACCGCUGCUGCUGCUGCUGCCGCCGCCGCUGCUGCUGCUGCUGCCGCCGCCGCCGCCGCCGCCGCUGCUGCUGCUGCUGCUGCUGCUGCUGCCGCCACCACUGCUGCUGCUGCCGCUGCUGCUGACACUGCUGCUGCCAACAUAAGGAAAACCACGACUGGCAGCAAGCAACAUCCUUUCUUUCGUCAACCCGGCUGUCCUCGGGUCUCUAUUCACCCUCCAGCCCUCCUCCUACCCAGACCUGCUCUUCACAUUACUUCACCCUCCUUCGUCCCUUCCCCCUCCUCCCUCCCUUUCUCUCCCCUCUCACCCUCCCCUUCCAGCAUCCUCCCUUUCGUCAACCCCUCUCUCCUCGGGUCUCUAUUCACACUCCAGCCUUCCUCCUACCCAGACCUCCUCUUCCGCUCUGUCCUCCACCUCACCCCCGCUGCCGCCGCCGCUGCCGCUGCCAGAAGGAGAGCAGCGGCCGGCAGCAAACAGACAACUGCUGCCGGCCGGUUGAAAGCUGCUCUGGCAGGGAAGAAGCGGCAGCAGGAGCAGCAGGAGGGGGUGGGGGUAGGAGACGAGUACGGGGGUACCCACUUUGAGGGCUGUACAUCUCCUCCCGUGACUUUUGAGUCGACUCAAAAGUCAAUCGUGUCUUGUGUUCUCUCUCUCUGCCUUUCGAGGACAGGGAAUGCACUGCCCGCCAGGACAGGGAAUGCACUGCCCGCCAGGACAGGGAAUGCACUGCCCGCCAGGACAGGGAAUGCACUGCCCGCCAGGACAGGGAAUGCACUGCCCGCCAGGACAGGGAAUGCACUGCCCGCCAGGACAGGGAAUGCACUGCCCGCCAGGACAGGGAAUGCACUGCCCGCCAGGACAGGGAAUGCACUGCCCGCCAGGACAGGGAAUGCACUGCCCGCCAGGACAGGGAAUGCACUGCCCGCCAGGACAGGGAAUGCACUGCCCGCCAGGACAGGGAAUGCACUGCCCGCCAGGACAGGGAAUGCACUGCCCGCCAGGACAGGGAAUGCACUGCCCGCCAGGACAGGGAAUGCACUGCCCGCCAGGACAGGGAAUGCACUGCCCGCCAGGACAGGGAAUGCACUGCCCGCCAGGACAGGGAAUGCACUGCCCGCCAGGACAGGGAAUGCACUGCCCGCCAGGACAGGGAAUGCACUGCCCGCCAGGACAGGGAAUGCACUGCGCCUCACCUGCUCUCCCUCUCCCUUUCUCCCUGCCCGCCAGCACAGGAUAUGCACUGUGCCUCACCUGGUAACGACCUGGUCAUCCCGCCUCUCCUCCCGCUCACGCCGCCCUUCGAUCUCCUCUCUCUUCCCCGUCCCAUUCCUCUUCACCUGCCCGCCAGCACAGGAUAUGCAUUGCGCCUCACCUGGUAACGACGUGAUCAUGCCGCCUCUCCUCCCGCUCACACCACCCAUCCCCCCUGAUGCCCGCAACCGCUCCCUCCCCGUGCUUGUUCUCCUCGGCCCUCCUCACCGCUCUCCACCCCUCCCCGCCCCUCCUCACCACUCUCCAUCCCUCUCCGCCCCUCUCGCCUCUCCUCCACCUGCCAAGGAUAUCCCCAACGAGAACCCCACCUCUCUUGCACAUGCCAAGCACACGCCCACAGACCCUAUUGGGAAUGAGGGUCUAACCAGGCGUCUAUUGGGUGAAGGCGUGACUAGGCAAUCAGGUGAUGAUGGCAAUAACGGUGGUGGUGGUGAUUGGGAUCGCCACGGCCUUUGGAAGGAAGGGGAAGCAACUUCUGAGUCGACUAAAAAAUCGACUCAAAGAAGCGAUGAUGAUGGCAAAGGCGGAAGUGGUUAUUGGGACCGCCACGGUCUCUGGAAAGAGGGGGAAGGCGAUGAUGUGGCAUCUGCGGAUGGGGUAGCAGGAGCAGCAGUGGCAGCAGGGGGAGCAGGGGAAACAGGAGAAACACGGGCGGCAGGGGAGGCAGCAACAGCAGGGGAAUCAGGAAGAGCUGAAGGCUGGAAGGAAGAUGUGCGGAGAAGGGAUGAGGGAAAUGGUUCGAAUGAGGGGAUGGGUGCAGCAGGGGGCGGUUUCGACCGGGAGGCGGUGCGAGGGGCGUUUAUGGAGAUGGUGGGAACGAGCAACCCCAAGGGGUGGGCCUUGCUGCAGCUAACCCCACAUGCAGCAGCAGCAGCGAUGCAGGGAGCAGUGUUCUGUGUGUGCCUGCCUGACGCCUCCCACUGGCACGAGAUGGUGUGCAUGGCUCAAGCCGUGGUCAACGGGUGUAUCCCUGUCACCUUCUUCCACCACUACCGCCACCCCUGGCUGCACUCGCUGCCCUUCAGCCCCACGUGCUGCAUCCCAGUCACCUUCUUCCACCACUACCGCCACCCCUGGCUGCACUCGCUGCCCUUUAGCGCCUUCUCUCUCAACAUUGAUCCCAUGGACGUGCACGAAACAGCAAUGCGCCUCGAUGUGAUGCUGCUGGAUAUGAAUACGAGCUGCCCCAUCCUCUCCAUCCCCCCAUCCACACACCCUGCACUGUCUGUUGCCCGCUCCCCUUGCAGUGCCUUCUCUCUCAACAUUGAUCCCAUGGAAGUGCACGAGACGGCGAUGCGCCUCGAUGUGAUGCUGCUGGAUAUGAGCCUCCUGUGGCGCAUGCAGACGGAGCUGCACUCAGUGCAAUAUGAUGCCUUCUCUCUCAACAUUGAUCCCAUGGACGUGCAUGAAACAGCCAUGCGCCUCGAUGUGAUGCUGCUGGAUAUGAGCCUCCUGUGGCGCAUGCAGACGGAGCUGCUCUCAGUGCAGCAGAGGUUGCUGUAUAACGAGUCUGCUCCUAUCAGUGCUGUUGACCAGGUCAGUCUCUCCCUUCCCUAG
Messenger RNA from Closterium sp. NIES-65, 3735 nucleotides. The record is from the annotation of a GenBank genome assembly. NCBI's taxonomy places the organism in Eukaryota, Viridiplantae, Streptophyta, Zygnematophyceae, Desmidiales, Closteriaceae.